Molecule: messenger RNA, 1803 nt
Organism: Ceutorhynchus assimilis (cabbage seed weevil)
Lineage: Eukaryota; Metazoa; Arthropoda; Insecta; Coleoptera; Curculionidae
Source: the annotation of a GenBank genome assembly
GGCGUUUUGAAUAUAAACUAGCCGGCUACAAGCUUAUUCAUUCAUUCAUAGAGCUUUCUCCGUACGAUUCAGAUCGUGCUUGAUAUCUCAGUUACUUGAAAUACUUUUUUCAGUUGUACUUAUUUCAUAAUGGCAAAUAUGGGCUUUGGAAUUGAUUAUAGUCAAUUCAUGAGUGUUCAUGCUAGCAGAAGAAGACCUGCAUUAACGAGAGAAUUGACCAAGCGACAAUAUGGUGCCCCAAAAGAAUCCAUUUCCCUUGCUGAAGGUAUGCCGAACGAAGUCACCUUUCCAUUUCAAUCUAUCAAUAUUGUCAUGAAAGACGGUUCAUCCCUUGACAUUCAAGGACAACAACUUAACACGGCCCUGCAAUACAUCCCUAGUCAAGGAUACCCUUCGCUGUUGAAGAAAAUCAGAGAUUUUACCCUUCAGAUACAUAAUCCACCGAACUGGCAGGACAGAGAUGUUGUGAUGACCAAUGGCUCUCAGGAUGGUAUCAGCAAGGCUUUGGAAAUGCUUGUUGAAGAUGGAGAUCCAGUUUUGGUACAAAAUCCUUUGUAUGCUGGAACAGAGAUUAUUCUCAAACCUUUUAAACCAAAUCUUAUUGGUAUUGAACAAGACGAUGACGGUAUAAUUCCCAAAAAACUAAUCGAAGCACUUGAAGGCUGUAAAGCUUACACAGAGGAAGGCGGAGGGAAAAUGCCGAAAGUCAUCUACCUCAACCCAACAGCCUCAAACCCAACCGGUGUCACAAUGUCCCUGAGACGUCGUCAAGAAAUUUACCAGAUCUGCUGCAAAUACAACAUUUUGAUCCUUGAAGAUGACGCUUACUACUUCUUGCAUUUCCUGGACGAGCAACCUGUGUCGUUUUUGUCUUUGGAUGUCGAAGGAAGAGUGCUCCGGUUUGAUUCCAUGUCCAAAGUUUUAUCUUCAGGAUUGAGAUUGGCUUGGUUGACUGGUCCCAGGCCUUUGGUGAAUAAUAUCGAACUUCACAUUCAGAGUUCCAUGUUGCAUUCGAGUACUUUAUCUCAGGUCAUCUUAGAUAACCUCCUAUCAUCUUGGGGGUUUAAUGGUUUACUAGCACAUUUCGCCUACGUCAGAAGGUACUACAAAGCAAGGCGCGAUUUCACUGUGGCUUCAAUGGAAAAACAUCUCAAGCAUUUAUGCGAAUGGAACGUCCCAAGUGGAGGCAUGUUUGUAUGGAUCAAAGUCCAUGGAGUUGCUGAUGUAUACGACAUGCUCAUGACCAGAGGCUUGAAGAAAAAUAUCACUUUUGUCCCAGGUCAUGCUUUCAUGGCUGAUCCAACUAAGGCCUGUCAGUAUAUAAGGGCUUCCUUCAGCAAAGCAACCCUUAAGCAAAUUGAUAGGGCCAUGUAUUUGUUGGGUGAACUGAUAAAGGAAGAACACGUGCUUUUACGAAGGAAGCUAGAUGGCUUGGAUGAUGAACAUAGUAUAUUAAGAUAGUAAUUAAGGGCUUCAAUUGAGCUAAAAUAAUGAAUUAUACUUAUUGUAUAUAACUGGUAACAUGGGAAACAUAUGGACGAACUUCGUUCUUCUGCUGGAUGCAUCAUUGUUGAAGAUGGAUGGUGGAAAUACAAUUUUGUAUCUUAAGACGCAUACAAGAAUUAUUGAGAGAUGAGUCAUACGACUUUGUCUUGCGCUCGUUUUAAUUGAGUCUUGAAGCAGUCAUUUACUUAUAGUGUUUAUUGAAAAUACACAGAAAUGUAAAGAUCAAUGAAAAUUUAUUUAGAUAUUCACUAGCAUGUAAAUUAAUUGUUAAACAUUGAAUAAAAUACUGAAGAUGAA